AUGAAGUCCGCGUUGGGAUGGCAACCAGCUGCGAAGAUGAGGGUGGCGAUUAUAAAGUAAAUUUAGUCAAAAAAAAACGCCUGGGACUAGAGAUUAAUGUCGAAAGUAAUAAGCUUUUGAACUUGGCCUUAAAAUUUAAAUUUAGCAAUGAACUUGGCCUUAAAAUUUAAAGGGCAAUUUAUAAUGCGGUUCGAGGGUUUUUAAGACGAUAAAUUCAUGAAUUAUUAAGACAAUAAAAAAGGCAUACUGUAAGGUCUGUUGUAACAGAUACUGUUAAGUCUAAACACUUUUUUGAGCAGCGCCAAAAAGGUACGACGGCAGCCUUUUGAACUUUGUAACGCUCCUUCCCACCCUCUUUUCGAGCGUUUCGAAAACAUGAUUGAUGUCACAAACCGCUCAAGAACAGAGGUUUUAUUAUAACCCUGAAGUUUUUUUGGGUUGGAGAAAACAGCUGCUCUAGUACGGUAAUGUGAUCGAAUGACCAUCAUAUCAGUUUUCGGACAACAGAAAUUAUUAUUCCGACAAAUUAGUGAACGUUAUAAUGAAUGACUUUGGUUAAGAUUGGCAAAUUGCAAGGGCUGAUUGGUGAUGUUUGAAGCAGUUAUUGAUUUUUGGCAGAUUUUAUUUCGGACAGUUCUUUGUCGGGUAGAGAAAAAAUUAUGGUAUUUAAUCUACAGUGGAGGACCUGAUCCAGUGGCUCAAACGUACUAUUUUGCAUUCAGGAAGAAUCAAAAAAUGUGGCAAAAUACCUCCCUUUCCAAGUGAAAAAACUCCGAUUUCAAAAGCGCACUCGCUUUUUUUGUGAGGGAAAGGGCGCGCGCGCCCUUCAAAACGAAGUUUUUUCACUUGGAAAGAGAAGCAUUUUGCCACAUUUUUGAUACUUCGCGGAUGCAAAAUGGUACUUUUUUCACUGGAUCAGGUACCGUGAAGUGGUUUGUUCCCACUGUAGAUUAAAAGCCAUAAAUUUUGCUCUGCCCGACAGAGAACUCUGUCCGAAACAAAAUCUGCCAAAAAUGAAUAACUGCUUCAAACAUCGCCAAUCAACGCUUGCACGAUCCUAUAAUCCUUCUGUUUGGUUACCACUGCACAAAUUUCAGCUUUACUCAAGACUUGUCGUCGGUGCUCACAGAUCCUCGUCGAACCAAAGGCGAGACUACAGUCUUCUUCACACGCCAUUGGGGAGAUGGCUUCGUCCCGCGCAAAGAUAUUCCACCAUCCGCUCACAUUCCCAAAGUCAAUGCCGACACCUUCAAACAUUAUCUGGCCACUACAGCCAAGGUAUGCGUCGUCAAAUGUUUGGAGUUUGGUCGACUUUGAAGCUUAAUUUUUAUGUCUUUUUCUUUCAGAAACACAAACAUUACCUGAAAUCCAAACGUGCCUUACGAAAAGCCCUUGCCUUGCAUAGCCGAGAUGUGGACCUCACUUCGUCCGAUGUCCCCUCGCUGUUUCUAGCCUCAGACUUUACUCUAAAGGAUCCAGCAACCUUUGAAGCCGUGUUUUUGGAACCGCUGGAAGGCGCCAUUGAUAGAACGACAUCGGAUUCGGAGCUGAAGAAAUUAUUCGCCGGCUCGGUGUCGUCUUCAAGACCGAGCUUGUCCAGAGCGCCCUCAACUUCAUCGGUGGUGUCGUCGCAGAGCUCACAGGUGAGUUAAAAAAGUGGCUUCUGGAAUUUAGAGUUGCGACUCUGUUCUACAGUGAGGGACCUGAUCCAAUGGCAAAAAACGUACCAUUUUGCAUCCGGGAAGCAUCAAAAAUGUGGCAGAAUGCUUCCCUCUCCAAGUGAAAAAAACUUUGCUUUGAAGGUCGCGCUUUUUUGAAUCGGAGUUUUUUCACUUGGAGAGGGAAGCAUUUUGCCACAUUUUUUAUACUUCCCGGACGCAGAAUGAUACUUUUUUUGCCACUGGAUCAGGUCCCCCACUGUAGGUUUUACUCAAAAAACUUGGCCGUUUCAGGUGGCAUUCGAAUCGACCGAGCGCUCCUACAGGCCGCAUCAAGUGCUCCACAACAAGUUGGAAUAUUAUCACGACGUUGUUGGCGGCCUCUUGAACAACGAACUCAGCGAUAAGGGCGAGGAGUUUUGGAAAACGGUCAAUUCAUACGGGACAUUGAACGAAGAGCUGGCUGACGCCUUGGAUAAAGUCAAAGAAAUCAGGUGAAUUUUUGAAAAAAGUUUAGUGUUGGGGUUGAUUUAUCAUUUAAAAAAUUGGUUAAUAGCUUUUAAAAUUUGAGUGUUUAACGUCUUGUUUAGGUCAUAUCUAAACACGGUGAAGACCAAGGUCUACGAUCGAACGCAACAUAUCCUAGCCUUGCAAAGAGCCCGCGAAAACCGACUGAAGUUGCUGUCGAGACUCGAGGACAUUGCCUGUCUGCGAGACGCUCAAUCGACGGUUCAGAUGCUGUUGAAUCAAAACGACUACCUGAAGGCGCUGGAAUGCAUUGAAACCGCUCAAGAAGUCCUCAGCUCCGAACUGAAGGGAGUGGUUUGUUUCAGGUAAGGAGGAAACGAAUUUUUUUUAUCGAAAUUUUUAGGCAUUUGAACAGCCAGUUGAACGAACUCCACAGAGCCAUUGGAAGAAUGCUUCUGGAUGAGUUUGUAACAAUAGUUCAGCGAGAAUUCGGUCGACCCUUUGAUCGAGAAAUGGAGUCGGGCUAUCAUGAUGUAAGCAGAGUAAUUUCGAAAAAAAUUAAAUCUUGGAGGCCCAAUUUAGACGUUUAUUUUUUUCAGAGUGGACUCCAGAUUUACACCCGCGGUCUGAUUCGAUGCGACGAAUAUCGGUUUAUGACUGUUCUGAGAAGCGAAAUUGUGGAAGCUGUGAAAAUGACGAUCCGAACGGUGGUCAAAAAUCGACUUGUCGAAUGCGAAGCAAUGAUUCCGGAUUAUGAUCCGUCCUUAAGGUAAUGAAAUGCGAGUUUUGUAACAGACGAAUUUAAGUCUGGCAGGAAAAAUUAUUCUUCCUUUUCUCGGCUAGAUUUCUUAUCGGUCACAUCGAUUCUUCAUUUCUUAUAAUCUGCCAAAAUAGAUAGCCAAAUGGCUGCAUUGGCCAACACAAAUCCCUUGAAUUCCUGGCCAAGGUUCUGGAUUGAUAGCGAAACGGUCUAACUGACUAGACAAAGACCUUUAUUGGCUUAGAAAUUGUUCCUGGAUGGAUUGGCUACUAAUUCAGCCGUUUACUAGCCAUUUCUAUAGUCUUUUGAACGAUGACAAUCCAUACAGUGGGGGACCUGAUCUAGUGGCAAAUAACGUACAAUGUUGCAGUUGGGAAGCAUCGAAAAAUGUGGCAAAAUGCUUCCCUCUCCAAGUGAAAAAACUCCGAUUUCAAAAGUUCGCCCGCUCUUUUUUUGAGGGAAAGGACCCUUAAAAACGAAGUUCUUUCACUUGGAGAGGGAAGCAUUUUGUAACAUUUUUGAUACUUCCCGAAUGCAAAAUGGUACGUGUUUUGCCACUGGAUCAGGUCCCCCGCUGUAUGGCUUGUUAUCGUUCAAAUGACUAUAGAAAUGGCUAGUAAACGGCUGAAUUAGUAGCCAACUCAUCCAGGCGCAAUUUCUAGGCCAAUAAAGGUCUUUGACUAGUCAGUUAGACCGUUUCGCUAUCAAUCCAGAACGUUGGCCAGGAAUUCAAGGGAUUUGUUUUGGUCAAUGCAACCAUUUGGCUAUCCAUUUUGGCGGACUAUCAGAAAUGCAUUCGAUCUGAAAUAAAAGUCUUUGACUAGUCAGUUAGACCGUUUCGCUUCGGGUCCUUCACUGUAGCCAUGUCUAUAGUCUUUUGAACGAUGACAAUCCAUAAAUUCGAUCAUCCCGAAAUUGAAAUGCCACGCCUUUAUGCUUUUCUUUAGUUUGGGCGAACAAAUGCGUCAAAUGAGCUUCACUCAAUGGUUGGAUACCCUGGAAGCAAUCUUCACCUCUCUUUAUUACCUUUGCAUGCGGGUCUCGGUAAGUCGAAAGCGUCGCUGGAAUCGACUUUUUAGAGUAUACAAACGAUUAUUGUGGAUAAUGCAAUACGGGUACAAAAUCAGCGACGCUUGCAACAAAAGAAUUUGUCGGAUGCAAAAGCUGGCAACGGAUGUGUAAAUAACAAUGUUUUGGUGCCAGAAGCCCCUGAAAUGGCUUUGAAAACGAAUGGAAACGGAAUUGACGGCCAGGCGGAAACUUCCGAAGAUGAAAAAUGCGAUGGAAACGGAGGAAUUUUGAUGGAAAAUGGAACAAAACAAGGAGAUGUAGUGGAAAAUGGAGAAAGAUCAACGAAAUUCGAACAAUCGCCGAUGGAAAAUGGCAUAUCAAGCAGUAGAAAUGGAGAGAAUGGGGCUAGCAGCCAGUCCAACUUUGCGGUCGCUUUUCUCAGCCAGCCGUGCAGAAAUUUGGAUCAACUCAAAGAAGCAGCACCAUUCUUAGUUGAACAUGCGAUUUUAGCGUCCGAGGAGAGAGUUUCGAAACGUCUCACCAACAAGUAUAAGGUAAGAAGGAGUAGCAGAAGAGUUGCGAGAUGUUUUGUAGGAACCUGUACAGUGAUCCAGUGGCAAAAAACGUGCCAUUUUGCAUCCGGGAGGUAUCAAAAAUGUGGCAAAAUGCUUCCCUCUCCAAGUGAAAAAACUCCGAUUUCAAAAGCCGCCCUACAAAACGAAAGUUUUUUUUUGACUUGGAGAGGGAAGCAUUUUGCCACAUUUUUGAUGCUUCCCGGAUACAAAAUGGUACAUUUUUUGCCACUGGAUCAGGUCCUCCACUGUAGUUGUUUUGAAGGUUGGAAUGUUUGAUUUCCAGGACAAAUUCCUUGAAAGGUGCAGCGCCGACCAGUUUUGCCAAUUCGAAAGCCUAGUCCGAACUUUCAUCAAGAAAAGCCGAUCUCUUGUACCCACAACGUCCGCACUCAGCCUAGCAAAUGGACCAGAAGGCCUGACUCCACAACGCUCACCUUUAAUGGGAACAAUUCAACUGCAAACCGCGAAAUUCAUCGUCUCCUUCCAAGAAAAUAGCAAACAAAAAUUGAGGUAGGUGACAAAUGAGAGAGGAGCACUACUAGCAAUGUCUAUUUAGUUGUUUAUUUGAUAAUUGGGGCUAUAAAAACAGAGGAAAUAUUUUUAUUUUAUUUUACCGACCGCCUCGCUUGUAAUAUUUCGGUAGAGUGAAACACUUGACCCAAAAUGGUUAGAGUCAGAGUUGACACGACAUUUUAUUUUUUUCUCGUGGAACCCGCGUUGUUUGCUCUGUCUAGCAACUCAGAGUAGUUUAUCCAGCUGAUUUUAACUUUUUUAAAUUUCAGUCACGUCCUCGACGUCGAGAAAUGGCGCCCGACCGAGGUUCCCGCCCACUUCCAAAAGAUUAUCGACGAUUUUGUGGAGAACGGCGUGCUCCGCGACUCCUCGACCUCAAAUCCGUCCACGGCGUCCUCAUCAACGGUCACCUCACCCGAACCUCAGGAAUCCAAGCAAUAUCUGGAGGUGGGCGAGGACAAAUACUGCACUGUAGGCGCUUGUCUGUUGAUGUUGAAGACCAUGGCGCAAUAUUGCACAGUCUUGGCGCAUUUCAACCAAUCCGCGCCCGAGUUGCUGAUGCACAUGGUUGGCUUGCUGAAACACUUCAACUCGCGGACCUGUCAGCUGAUCCUAGGCGCCGGAGCGCUUCAAUUGGUCGGACUGAAGACUAUCAGUGUGAAAACGUUGGGUAGGAUUUUUUAAACUGAUGGCAGUUUUUUUUUGUUUUCUAGUCCCUAACUGUAUGAUUGGAAGAAUAAUUUUGUCUUUUGCAGGUUUAACGGUUAGAUGCCUCCAACUUGUGUCGCGCUUUAUUCCGGUUGUCAAACAAGAAUUUUUGAACGCUCUUCCGCCCGACAAACAAAAUCUUGGACGACACUUUGACCUCACAUUGAGAGAUUAUACGGAUCAUGUGGAUGAAAUCUACAACAAGUUGGUUUCCGUGGUAGAUCAGCAUCUUUUGAGUGGUCUGGCACAGGUAAACAUAAAUUUAGUUUCCUUUUGAUAGUAGGUUUGACGAAAACGAGACUGAUUUUGAGGAUCGCUAUAAAAUAAGGGUAUACCUGAAUUUUCAGUGGUCUUUGUCUUCGAAUUCGCCAUCAGCGGCCUUCCAACACAUCAUAAGGCAAAUUGGAAAGUUUUACAAUGGGUUUUCAUCUGUCAUGCCUCCCAAAGACACUACAGUAGGUUAAUUUUGUAGCUUUGUUGUCUGAAUUUUAGAUUGCAUCCGGAUAUUAGAAGUUAUUUUCCAAGUUUUAGCUGCUCCUCCGCCGAAUCCACGAAAACUUCAAAGUCCAUUUAGCCGAAAAGAUGAUCGAAAAAGGGAUUUCCCCGCACGACGCGCUCCACUACGGAAUGGCCGUCCAGGAAUUCAACUACUACAUGGAGAAUAUGCGCUCCCUUCCCGAUUGCCUAGAAUUUCCCGAUGAUUCGUUGGCCUCACUUCCCCUCUAA
Messenger RNA from Bursaphelenchus xylophilus (pine wood nematode), 6419 nucleotides. NCBI's taxonomy places the organism in Eukaryota, Metazoa, Nematoda, Chromadorea, Rhabditida, Aphelenchoididae. The record is from the annotation of a GenBank genome assembly.